AUUGGCGCUCAUUGGACUCUCUCCCCGUGGAAGUCCUUCCGGGAGGCGGAGCUUCGCACUCGCCGGUGUCAUGCUGCUUCACUUCUUCCACGGAGCCCUCCGCCAAUCCUCGCUGAGGUUCCUCCUUGUCUCCAGAGCUCCGCCCUCUCCACUGUCUCCGCCCCUUCAGUUCUACGUCCGCCUCCGCAAUGCGGCCCGUGGCUCCACCCUCUCCUCUGCCAGGAAGCCCCUCUGUAAGGGGCGGGUUUUGGCGAUGUUGCUGGGACCAGCAGUGGCCUGUGUUGGGGGGCGGGGCGUCCUCUGCCAGCUGGAGGUGACCAAUCACACGCCAGCCGUCCUGGAAGUCCCCCGACCUGAACCGGAAUUCAACUGGAGCGAGUUCUGGAGAUUGCUCCGCCCACAAAUGCUGGCCCUCCUAUCCGCUGUCAUUUUGGCUUUCGCUGCGGCUCUGCUGAACAUUCAGAUCCCGCUCAUCCUCGGGGAGUUGGUGAACGUCGUGUCCCGCUACACCCGUGAGCAUGCUGGGAACUACCUGCAGGAGGUGCGGGGCCCCGCCCUCAAACUACUGGCCCUGUACGCCGCUCAGGGCACUCUCACCAGCGGGUACAUCGUUCUUCUGUCGCGGGUCGGGGAGCGAGUGGCCGGCGGGAUGAGGAAAGCCUUGUUUACGUCUCUGCUGAGGCAGGACAUGGCGUUCUUCGAUACGCAGAAGACGGGGCUCUUGGUGAACCGACUCACCUCCGACGUCCAGGAGUUCAAGUCCUCCUUCAAGCAGGUGAUCUCUCAGGGUCUCAGGAACAGCACUCAGACUUUGGGCUGCUUUGUGUCCCUCUAUUACAUCUCCCCCAAGCUGACCGGCCUGCUGGUGGUAGUGAUGCCUGUGUUGGUGGGGGCCGGGGCCCUGAUUGGCUCCUUCCUGCGCAGAUUGUCCCGCCGUGCCCAGGAGCAGAUUGCCAAAGCCACUGGAGUUGCUGACGAGGCGCUGGGGAACGUGCGGACGGUCAGAGCGUUCGCCAUGGAAGACAGAGAGGUGGAGUUGUACUCCAUGGAAGUGGAUCGAUCGGCUCAGAUGAAUGAGGUUCUGGGGAUCGGGAUCGCAUUUUUCCAGGGACUCUCCAACGUCGCCCUGAACUGUAUUGUCCUGGGAACCAUCUUUGCCGGCGGGUCUCUGAUGGCCGGGAACGAGCUCUCAGCCGGGGAUCUCAUGUCCUUCCUGGUGGCGUCUCAGACUGUGCAGAGGUCCAUGGCCAACAUGUCGGUUCUGUUCGGCCAGGUGGUCCGCGGUCUCAGCGCUGGGGGGCGUGUCUUUGAGUUCAUGUGUCUGGAGCCGGAGAUCCCCCUUAGAGGAGGCUCAACACUACCGACCUUCAAAGGGGACAUACACUUCCGAGACAUCUACUUCAGUUACCCCACACGGCCCGGCCAGGAGGUCCUUCAUGGAUUUAACCUUCACAUCCCCUCCGGGAAGACGGUGGCCAUCGUGGGACAGUCUGGGGGAGGGAAGUCCACCAUUGCGGCUCUGUUGGAGCGUUUCUAUGACCCCCUCCGGGGGGCGGUGGAGUUGGAUGGGGUGGACAUUCGCUCUCUGGACCCCUCAUGGCUCCGAGGAGAAGUCAUUGGAUUCAUCAAUCAGGAGCCGGUCCUGUUUGGCACCUCCGUCCUGGAGAACAUUCGCUUCGGGAGGCCGGACGCUUCCGAUGCCGACGUCUUCCAAGCUGCCAAGUUGGCAAACGCCGACGACUUCAUCCGGAGCUUUCCAGAUGGCUACGACACCGUGCUGGGUGAGCGUGGGGUGACCCUCUCCGGAGGUCAGAAGCAGAGGGUGGCCAUUGCCCGCGCCCUUCUCAAAGACCCGCGGGUGUUGAUUCUGGACGAAGCUACGAGCGCUCUGGACGCCGAGUCGGAGAGGACGGUACAGCUGGCUCUGGAGCGCGCCGCCUCGGGGCGCACCGUCUUGGUGAUCGCUCAUCGGCUGAGCACCGUCGCCGACGCCGAUAUCAUCGUGGUCCUGGCUAAAGGCCGCGUGGUGGAGAGCGGGACUCAUCGUGAACUGCUGCGGAGGGGCGGGAUUUACGCCGAGCUGAUCCGCAGACAGAGCCAGGAGGCCCAAUGACAUUCCAGAAUAAAGAAGAAGAUCCUCCUCCAGACCUCAAGAACCGGAAAUCCUCCUGGAUGAUGUCACCUCCCCCGGGUCCUCCUCACUGUGUGUGACCGAUGGUUCUACUCUCAGGACUUACCUACAGGAACUGUAUGGGGGGGCUCCCCCACUACUCCAAACUUACCUACAGGGACUGUAUGGGGGGGGCCCCCACUACUUCAAAUAUACCUACAAGGACUGUAUGGGGGUGCCCCCCCUGCCACUACUCCAAACUUACCUACAGGGACUGUAUGGGGGGGGCCCCCACUACUCCAAACUUACCUACGAGUACUGAUACCCCUCUCAUCCCACCCACCAGAAUAUUAAUACCCCUGGGACUAUUAUUUGGCAAAGAGAUAGUAAUGAGUUUAAAUAUAUAAUAAGAUUAGAAUAUCUUUAUUGGUACAAUUUCAUAAAAAACAAACAAAUAUAAUCCAUACAAGUUGCGGCUCCAACACGUCUGUAUCCAUUUCACACAGAUAGUAAAUGUCUGAAGAUGA
Rana temporaria (common frog) is the source of this 2637-nucleotide messenger RNA. RefSeq names its product ATP binding cassette subfamily B member 8 (gene ABCB8). NCBI's taxonomy places the organism in Eukaryota, Metazoa, Chordata, Amphibia, Anura, Ranidae. Gene Ontology annotation, cellular component: membrane. Gene Ontology annotation, biological process: transmembrane transport. The transcript is spliced from 16 exons. Bases 71 to 2113 code for a protein of 680 amino acids. Gene Ontology annotation, molecular function: ATP binding; ATP hydrolysis activity; ABC-type oligopeptide transporter activity. The record is from RefSeq and is a predicted model, not a curated record.